Molecule: messenger RNA, 2496 nt
Organism: Ostrinia nubilalis (European corn borer)
Lineage: Eukaryota; Metazoa; Arthropoda; Insecta; Lepidoptera; Crambidae
Exons: 18
Coding region: 145-2496 (783 amino acids)
Molecular function (GO): ubiquitin binding
Source: RefSeq, a predicted model, not a curated record
UUCAUGUUGUGGUUUUUCGUCGUAAAAGUUGCCAAACAAAAUAGGAGGGAAAUAUCAAAAUAACAUGAAAAUUUCAGUUAAUUUAUUUCCACGCGUGCAAUUUCUUUAAUGUUUACAAGUGUUUGAGAACUGAAUUUAAUUGAAAUGGAAGAAUUGCGGUCUAAACACAAGACUAUACAGAGCGCAGCUCACCACAUCGCCCUGGAGUGCAUUCAUCCUCAGUCGGUACACGGCUCCCCGUACCACGUGCACCCUUACCCCUCCCCAGUUCGUCUCCAGCAUGCCUUCCAGAGCCAGAACAGUCCGAAGAUGUUUCACCCGAAAGGGCUUAAGCCACACCUUGAUGGGAGAGCAUACGGCACGCCCACCGAAAGCCCAAUACUGGGCAGGGCGCUGUGCCUCACUCCCCGAGGCAGCCCCAUCCCAGGGCGGGUGUCGCAUCUCAACGAGAAGUUCCAGGAUUCGCUCACACUUAACUCCGAUACCGACGCCCUUGUGGCGAAGAUCAGCGCCAUGUUCCCGACUGUCAGCGAGACGCAUAUCAAGAUCUUAUUGAAGAAGUACUACAACCGAGAAGCAGUGGUGAUAAGCGCCCUGCAGGUGGAGAAGCACCCUAUUACGACACCGGGCCCGCUGACGAUGUCACCGUCGGCCGCGCGCCUUCAGCGAGGCGCCGUGGGCGUGUACUCGGCGCUGCAGCUGGCCAAGGGCGUCUCGGGCUCCAUGCAAGGCUCCAGCCACUACUCGCCGCUCACCGGCAGCCCGCACGCCCGCACGGUGAGACAGUGUGACGUCACAGCGUGCCUGCAGCGAGGCGCCGUGGGCGUUUACUCGGCGCUGCAGCUGGCCAAGGGCGUCUCGGGCUCCAUGCAGGGCUCCAGCCACUACUCGCCGCUCACCGGCAGCCCGCACGCCCGCACGGUGAGACAGUGUGACGUCACAGCGUGCCUGCAGCGAGGCGCCGUGGGCGUGUACUCGGCGCUGCAGCUGGCCAAGGGCGUCUCGGGCUCCAUGCAGGGCUCCAGCCACUACUCGCCGCUCACCGGCAGCCCGCACGCCCGCACGGUGAGACAGUGUGACGUCACAGCGUGCCUGCAGCGAGGCGCCGUGGGCGUGUACUCGGCGCUGCAGCUGGCCAAGGGCGUCUCGGGCUCCAUGCAGGGCUCCAGCCACUACUCGCCGCUCACCGGCAGCCCGCACGCCCGCACGGUGAGACAGUGUGACGUCACAGCGUGCCUGCAGCGAGGCGCCGUGGGCGUGUACUCGGCGCUGCAGCUGGCCAAGGGCGUCUCGGGCUCCAUGCAGGGCUCCAGCCACUACUCGCCGCUCACCGGCAGCCCGCACGCCCGCACGGUGAGACAGUGUGACGUCACAGCGUGCCUGCAGCGAGGCGCCGUGGGCGUGUACUCGGCGCUGCAGCUGGCCAAGGGCGUCUCGGGCUCCAUGCAGGGCUCCAGCCACUACUCGCCGCUCACCGGCAGCCCGCACGGCUCCCCAUCGCUCCUUCGACCGGCCUCCGGUGCGUCAAGCUACUGCGGCACUUACAAAUCCGACGGCCCGCCGCGACACCAGUCGCCGAAGAUGAAACUCAAGUACCUAAAGAGCAUAUUCCCCAAGGCGGAGGAGACGUUGAUAUUGGACGUACUGGCGAACAAAGACAACAACGUGCAGAAGGCUAGCGAGGAGCUCAUCACGAUGGGCUUCACGAAAAAGGAGACCAUCAUUAAGAAGAAAGAAACGCCCCUCCCGCCGAAGAAGGUCGUCACCAUCAUGAAGACUUUGGAAGAGAAGAAUCAGUUGAAACAGAAGCUCGAGAAGAAAUACAGUUCGAUAGCGGAGCGCGUCAUAUCGCUGGCGCUCGAUAGCGUGGACUACAACGAGGAGCGGGCCGAGCAGAUCCUCAACGCGGUGGUGCAAGAGGAAGAAGCCCCCAAGGUGGCCAAGCCACCGGAGGUCAAGGAAACCAAGCGGCCACCUGCCACCGAACCGAAAAAGGGGCCGAUUCUGAAGUCCAGUACGGGGUCUGACUCGAAGUAUAAGUCGCACUACAGCCUGCCCACGACUGGGCCCAACCCGUCCAUUAGACAAGGGCCCAAAGAUUCCUUGCUAUUAAUGGACUAUAUGCCAUGGAACGGGCCCAACCCGGACUUCCGUGGAGGUCAGAUGGUUAAGGUUGAGGGGCCAGAGCCUGCCUUGAGGGAGAAGGCCUCGUCUCUGGCCCGGGGCCCGUCAGGCCUCGCGAAAGGCCCCGGAGGCCUCGCCAAAGGAUCUAUCUACCAGAAGAUGAGCAAGAAAUCCGCCAAAAUGGGAAGUGAAGCCGAUCCAUCUUCAUCCCGGAGUGUCCCGGUGCCAGCAGUGGUCGAGCUGACGGAAGGGGACCCGAGAUUGGCUCAGAGGGGAAGUGAAGCCGAUCCAUCUUCAUCCCGGAGUGUCCCGGUGCCAGCAGUGGUCGAGCUGACGGAAGGGGACCCGAGAUUGGCUCAGAGAAUCGGUUAA